AGAGUGUCCAACGUGUCGCGUGAAGCGCGGAGGCGAACACAUCUCGUCGACGAACUCGAACGUGCGGAUGAAUUAAAGUGGCCGCGAUUUGCCGAACGACGAAGGCCUCGCAUCAGGAAUACGCAUCAGGAUUUCCGAUCCGGUCGCACGAAAACACGAUAAAACAGAAAAAUGAAUACGUUGUGGUCGCUAAUACUUUCCGUAUUUCUCGGAAUUGUGUGCACUGUUAUGGCAUUGAGAGAAGGUGACUGCGAAGUAUGCGUCGCUGUUGUGGACAAAUUUAGUCAAACACUAACACCAGACAUUAAAAGUGACACCAAAAAGAUUGAAGCAAAAUUUCGAGAAUUCUGUAAAGGCACUAAAUCAAAAGAAAAUAGAUUUUGCUAUUAUUUAGGAGGGUUAGAAGAAUCUGCCACUGGUAUCUUGGGCGAGCUCAGUAAACCGCUGUCAUGGUCUAUGCCUGCAGACAAGAUAUGUGAGAAGUUAAAGAAGCGAGAUGCUCAAAUAUGCGAUUUGAGAUUUGAAAAACAAAUCGAUCUCAAUACAGUGAAUUUAAAGAAGCUGAAAGUGCGUGACUUGAAGAAGAUCUUAAACGAUUGGGAAGAGACGUGUGACGGAUGCAUAGAGAAGACAGACUUUAUCAAACGAAUUGAGGAGCUCAAACCCAAGUACUUCAGCGGCAGCUCGAAAACAGAGCUCUGAAGAAUUGUCUUCGAUUUAGACAAGCAUUUAUGUUUAGGGUGGCUAAAGUUUCUGUUUCUUCAAUCUACAGAGGAAUUGUUUACAGCAUUUAGGAUAUGUAUUUAUCCGUGUCUAUAUACGAUUAGCUUCGUUCUGAAAAAAAAGUUGGUCUUUAUCGACAAUUAAGUCUCUUGAACUAAGAUAUUUAGUUUCCAUUGAAUCGAGUAGAGAUUAUCAUAAAGCGGAGAUUAGCAUGUGACAAACGAUAAUGGGCAAGUGAAAAUUUUGUUACUUAACUGUUUUUACAUGGAUAAUUUCAAGGAAGUGUACAUUAGAGUAAUCUGAUUUUUUUUCUUGAGGUAGCCAUGCUAACAAUGGAUCUAUUUUAUCAAAGGUGCUCCAUUUUUAUGACAUCAAUGUUAGGUGUAAAUUAAUAUACAGCGUUUGUAUGCGAGAAAUUAUUUUCACACGGUAUUUAUCUUCAUUGCUCUUCCUCAGGUAGUAUAGUAAUACUUUGUACCAAAACAUUGUAUGGUGUUGAGCGACAUGUGUACUUUAUUCACAUCGUUGUAUGCAACUGAAAUUAUAUUUCUUUUUCGUUGUCCAUUAUACACGAAACAAAAUGUACAAUGUAAACUUACAGAGUAUCUCUAACGGCCAGUAUCGGUGAACUGUAUUAUUUGAACACAUGAGGCUUAACAAUGCCAAUUUUUGAGAUAAGAAUUAUUUGUAUCGAUAUACAUCAACUUUUACAGUAAAAAGAAACAGAAAAAAAGAGAUUGUAAAAGUGUACUCGAAGUACAAUAUCCUUAAAAAAUUAAAGUUUACGAUAAACCGCGCAUAAACCAUUGUAGAUAAGGUAUCGUCGCGCAUAUCCGAAUGUACUACUCCGGAAAUUUCAAACUGAAUUAUUUAUUUCGUAAUAAGACUGCGUAAUUACGUUUUUCUAUAUUACAUUCGUGAGUCUUGAUACAAGAGGUCAAAAAGAAAUAAAAGAAAAACGUGUGUUGU
Molecule: messenger RNA, 1692 nt
Organism: Monomorium pharaonis (pharaoh ant)
Lineage: Eukaryota; Metazoa; Arthropoda; Insecta; Hymenoptera; Formicidae
Gene: Manf
Product: mesencephalic astrocyte-derived neurotrophic factor homolog
Exons: 5
Coding region: 172-702 (176 amino acids)
Biological process (GO): neuron projection development; dopaminergic neuron differentiation
Cellular component (GO): endoplasmic reticulum
Source: RefSeq, a predicted model, not a curated record